AUGCCCAAGCGUCCGCGGAGCGGGCGCCCAGAGCGCUACGUGCCAGACGUUGCCGCUGAAUUCAAGAACGCGGUACGCAUGAACCUGAAGGAGACAGAUGUGCGAGAGCGUGUCGUGCAGCUCUUCCGAGCUAGCAGGGAAAGUGUGAUCGGACGGAAGCAGGUGAUGGAACUAAUGAGAAAGGAUGUGUCGGUACGGCGUAAGGAUUUGGCGGAGAGGUUCCUGUCAAACCAGCGGGUGGACACACUCUCCGGGCUAGAAGCAGAGCUGAUUUGA
Messenger RNA from Phytophthora infestans T30-4, 276 nucleotides. RefSeq lists its product as uncharacterized. Lineage: Eukaryota; Oomycota; Peronosporomycetes; Peronosporales; Peronosporaceae. The coding region runs from base 1 to 276 and encodes 91 amino acids. The transcript has 3 exons. The record is from RefSeq and is a predicted model, not a curated record.